AUGACUUGCUCUUACCUUUGUAAUAAGAGUGAGCUAAAGCUCCAUGCUAAGAUAAGUAACAUCCCAGCUGACUACAUUCCUCAAGCUGACUACAUUCCUCCAGCUGACUACAUUCCUCAAGCUGACUACAUUCCUCAAGUUGACUACAUUCCUCAAGCUGACUACAUUCCUCAAGUUGACUACAUUCCUCAAGCUGACUACAUUCCAAAAGCUGACUACAUUCCUCAAGCUGACUACAUUCCACAAGCUGACUACAUUCCUCCAGAUGAUUACAUUCCUCAAGCUGACUACAUUCCUCAAGCUGACUACAUUCCUCAAGCUGACUACAUUCCUCAAGCUGACUACAUUCCUCAAGCUGACUACAUUCCUCAAGCUAACUACAUUCCUCAAGCUGACUACAUUCCUCAAGCUGACUACAUUCCUCAAGCUGACUACAUUCCUCAAGCUGACUUCAUUCCUCAAGCUGACUACAUUCCACAAGCUGACUACAUUCCUCAAGCUGACUACAUUCCUCAAGCUGACUACAUUCCUCAAGCUGACUACAUUCCACAAGCUGACUACAUUCCUCAAGCUGACUACAUUCCUCAAGCUCACUACAUACCUCAAGCAUUUUUGUAA
Bolinopsis microptera is the source of this 618-nucleotide messenger RNA. RefSeq names its product chromosomal replication initiator protein DnaA-like. The transcript is spliced from 2 exons. Lineage: Eukaryota; Metazoa; Ctenophora; Tentaculata; Lobata; Bolinopsidae. Bases 1 to 618 code for a protein of 205 amino acids. The record is from RefSeq and is a predicted model, not a curated record.